Messenger RNA from Monodelphis domestica (gray short-tailed opossum), 5890 nucleotides. It is a transcript of the gene CLCN6, whose product is annotated as Cl-/H+ antiporter 6. Gene Ontology annotation, cellular component: intracellular membrane-bounded organelle; lysosomal membrane. Gene Ontology annotation, molecular function: voltage-gated chloride channel activity. The record is from RefSeq and is a predicted model, not a curated record. Gene Ontology annotation, biological process: chloride transport; transmembrane transport. NCBI's taxonomy places the organism in Eukaryota, Metazoa, Chordata, Mammalia, Didelphimorphia, Didelphidae.
CCCACGUGACCAGUCGAUCUGGUCACGUGACCUGCUCGAUCUCGCGCGCGCCUCGGGCGGGGCUGGGGGGGAGGGGGCGCCGGGUGUCUGGAGGGGCAGUAGGCAGAAGCAGCGGCCGAAGAUGGCGGGGUGCAGGGGCGCCCUGUGCUGCUGUUGCCGCUGGUGCUGCUGCUGCGGAGAGCGAGAGAGCCGCACCCCAGAGGAGUUGACUAUCCUUGGAGAAACACAAGAAGAAGAUGAUGAGAUCCUUCCCCGAAAGGACUAUGAGAGUUUGGACUAUGAUCGUUGUAUCAAUGACCCCUACCUGGAAGUGCUGGAAAGCAUGGAUAAUAAGAAGGGUCGAAGGUACGAGGUGGUGAAAUGGAUUAUGGUGUUUGCUAUUGGAGUCUCCACUGGCUUGGUGGGUCUCUUUGUGGAUUUCUUUGUCCGCCUCUUCACCCAGCUCAAGUUCCGAGUUGUAGAGACUUCUGUCGAAGAAUGCAGUGAGAAAGGAUGCCUCGCCCUCUCCCUCCUUGAGCUUCUUGGUUUUAACUUGACAUUUGUUUUCUUAGCCAGUCUGCUUGUCCUGAUUGAGCCAGUGGCAGCUGGUUCUGGGAUUCCAGAGAUCAAAUGCUACUUGAAUGGUGUUAAAGUGCCUGGCAUCGUCCGUCUCCGAACCCUGGCAUGCAAGGUUUUGGGAGUGCUUUUCAGUGUGGCUGGAGGGCUCUUUGUAGGGAAGGAAGGUCCUAUGAUCCACAGUGGUGCAGUUGUGGGUGCUGGACUCCCUCAAUUUCAGAGCAUCUCUUUGCGGAAAAUCCAGUUUAACUUCCCCUAUUUUCGAAGUGACAGAGACAAACGAGACUUUGUAUCAGCAGGUGCAGCUGCAGGAGUUGCUGCAGCUUUUGGGGCCCCCAUUGGGGGCACGCUCUUCAGCUUGGAAGAGGGGUCAUCCUUCUGGAACCAGGGACUCACUUGGAAAGUGCUCUUUUGUUCCAUGUCGGCCACAUUCACCUUGAACUUCUUUCGCUCUGGAAUCCAGUUUGGAAGUUGGGGUUCUUUCCAGCUCCCUGGCUUGCUGAAUUUUGGGGAGUUUAAGUGUUCUGAUUCUGAUAAAAAAUGUCACCUCUGGACAGCUGUGGAUUUGGGUUUCUUCAUCGUGAUGGGGGUGAUUGGGGGCCUUCUUGGAGCCACAUUCAACUGUCUGAACAAGAGGCUUGCCAAGUACCGGAUGCGAAACGUGCACCCAAAACCUAAGCUUGUCAGAGUCUUGGAAAGUCUGUUGGUGUCCCUGAUGACCACAGUUGUGGUAUUUGUUGCUUCCAUGGUUUUGGGAGAGUGCCGGCAGAUAUCUUCUGCAAGUCAGAGUGGUAAUGACUCAUUCCAGGCACAGGUGACUUCAGAAGAUGUGAAUUCAAGCAUCAAAACUUUUUUUUGCCCCAAUGAGACCUAUAAUGACAUGGCAACACUGUUCUUCAAUCCCCAAGAAUCUGCCAUCCUGCAGCUCUUUCACCAAGAUGGUACUUUCAGCCCCAUCACACUGGCCUUAUUCUUUGUCCUCUAUUUCUUACUCUCAUGUUGGACUUAUGGCAUGUCUGUUCCAAGUGGCCUCUUUGUGCCCUCUCUGCUUUGUGGAGCUGCUUUUGGACGCUUAGUUGCCAACAUUCUGAAAAGCUAUAUUGGAUUGGGCCACAUCUAUUCAGGGACCUUUGCCUUGAUUGGUGCUGCAGCUUUCUUGGGUGGUGUAGUCCGUAUGACCAUCAGUCUUACAGUCAUCUUGAUAGAAUCCACCAAUGAGAUCACUUAUGGACUUCCCAUCAUGAUCACCUUGAUGGUAGCCAAGUGGACUGGGGACUUUUUCAACAAAGGCAUUUACGAUAUCCAUGUGGGGCUGCGAGGGGUGCCUCUUCUCGAGUGGGAGACAGAAGUGGAAAUGGACAAGCUGAGAGCUAGUGACAUCAUGGAGCCCAACCUGACCUAUGUCUACCCACAUACUCGCAUCCAAUCUCUGGUCAGCAUCCUGAGAACCACAGUCCACCACGCAUUCCCUGUGGUGACGGAGAAUCGGGGCAAUGAGAAGGAGUUCAUGAAAGGAAACCAGUUGAUCAGUAACAACAUAAAAUUCAAGAAAUCUAGCAUUCUCACCCGGGCUGGUGAGCAGCGCAAAAGGAGCCAGUCCAUGAAAUCCUACCCAUCAAGUGAGCUUCGUAACAUGUGUGAUGAGCACAUAGCUACAGAGGAGCCAGCAGAGAAGGAGGACCUCCUGCAGCAGAUGCUAGAGAGAAGAUACACACCCUACCCCAACCUUUACCCUGACCAGUCCCCCAGUGAAGACUGGACCAUGGAAGAACGCUUCCGCCCUUUGACCUUUCAUGGCCUGAUUCUUCGAUCACAGCUUGUCACGUUGCUGGUCCGAGGAGUUUGUUAUUCUGAAAGUCAGUCGAGCGCCAGCCAGCCUAGGCUCUCCUAUGCUGAGAUGGCUGAGGAUUAUCCCCGCUACCCCGACAUCCACGACCUGGAUUUGACCCUACUGAACCCUCGGAUGAUUGUGGAUGUCACUCCUUACAUGAACCCAUCACCAUUUACAGUCUCACCCAAUACUCACGUCUCACAAGUCUUCAAUCUAUUUAGAACGAUGGGCCUCCGACAUCUGCCGGUGGUGAAUGCAGUGGGGGAGAUUGUUGGGAUUAUUACCCGGCACAACCUAACCUAUGAAUUUCUCCAUGGAAGACUAAGGCAGCACUACCAGACCAUCUGACCCCCACUAGCUUAGUCUCCAAAUACAAGGCAGCCCUUCCUCUUCCAGAGAGAGCCAUAGGGUUUCUCGUUUACUUUCUGCCCUGGACCUCAGUUCUCCCAGGUCAUGGAGGAUUCACCAGUUGGUUUUAGCCACUUGCACGCAAAGCUGGAAUUGUCAAACAUUUGGCUGGUCAGAACUGUGAAGGGUUCAAGGUAACCACAGAGAUGCUGCCUAGCAGAGAUUUGGAUCUCUCUGACUUCCCCUGGCAGGUAUCUUCUCUUGUCCCUCUUUCUCUCCUCCUUGCCAUCAGAUGUUUGCACAUGCUCCUGGCACAUCCUUCAGCUAUUCCCGGGGACCAGAAGUUGAGCCAUGCCCUACUACCCACUGGGGGAUAAAGCUCAGAGCAUUUUAUCCUGUGUCCUCCUCAUUGCUGCUUUCUGUCUGCAGCUGAUGCCUUGGUCCAGGAAAGGGGAUUUCGGCUUUGGCAGAUACUGUUGUGCUGCCAGUUAUAAAAUUAUAUGAAUUACUAAUUUGAGGAAGUGGGAACCUGACAGAAAUUCCUUCUCAAUAUGUAACUCUUAACUUUGUCAUCUCUUAUAUUUUAAAGACUCCUUUCUUGCUUUAUUGGGGUCAGCAAGUCUUCUGAUGGUGACCUCUGGGUUUGUGUUUGUUGCUAGCACAUUCCAGAAGCACAGUGCAUUAGAACGUAGUACUGGUGUUGGAAGAGCUAAUCUCAAAGUGAGAACCACAGGAGAGGUUCAGCUUAGGGGCUGAGCUUCUCCCUGCGCAUCCAUCUCACAGUUCCCCUCCAUCCUCCAGGUUUCUGGUUGCCUUUGGCCUCUUAUGAUAUAGUCUUGCCCUGCCUGUGUUUGAAGCUAGUAGAUGGUGUGCUCUCUGAUCCUUUUUCUUCUCCAAAGAUAACUAAGCAAAAGCAUCUUUAGCUCCAUCAGAUUUCUUGGUGAAGCAGCCCAAAGGAAUUUAGCAUCACCCAAAGUUCCCUAAGAGCAGGGCACCCUUGGGGCAGAUCGUCUCACUUCAGGUUGAAAUUGUCAGAUCUUUGCAUGAUGGUAGAAACUAAGGUAAGAGAAAUGAGAGGUGAGGCCCUACCUUGUUGACACUGCCCUCCACAAUCUGGGCUGGGCGCAGUGGUUUGGAACGUGCCCCAGCAGCUAGUAUUGUCCCUCAGCCAUGCUCAUAUGGGCUCUGUGGCCCUCAUGUUGCCCCCUGAGUUUCUUCAUCAGGCAGCACAGAGAUAGAAGUUACCCAAACUUUUCUCCCUCUCCAAUAGCUCAUAGAUUUUAGCUUCCUUCUGCUUUGGGUUAAAAGCAUUCUACACCAGCCACAUUACCUCCUUUGGUGGCUGGUACUUCUUUCAGAAAUAAUCUGCUCCUUAUUUUAAGUUCUGUUAGAGUAGCUCCCUCUCUGACCGAUGAAAUCAGGCAUUCCCUUCUGCUGCUGUUUGUCAGUCAUCUCAUUCCCAUCUUGUUGGGACUCACCUCAUGUUUACAUCCUCUCUGACCCCAGAUACUCUGAACAGCAUCCUCUGAAGCCUUGCUUCAGGCCCAGUCCUCUACCAUCACUGCUUUGAAGUCUAGGAGUGGGUUGUGGGAUCACCCUGGGCUUGUAGAGUGCAUUUCUUCCAAUCGGCACAUUUGAAAGUAAAUUUCCCCCAAAGAACAAGGUCUCUUGGGAAUCUUCUUUCCCUGACUUGGAUCCACUCUGCCCCAGGGUCUUUGUCUCUUUGACCAAAAUUACUGUAACUUAUUUCUAAAUUACUCAGUUUCCCUGGAUGCAAUUGACUUACCAAUGGGAGGAGAAAUCCCCCAUCAUCCAGGAAAUUUCCAGGACCAAAAGACUAGAUCCCUUUAAGUUGUAUGGCUCUGAUCUGUGGCCACCACCACUUUAGCCUGUGAAAAAGUCCAGAUGCCAUAGUAACAUACUAGUCUUCAUUUUUUAAAAAUAGUUUUCUUUUUUAAAAAAUCUCAUUAAGAAUUACCAAGAGCUUUGGAAACCUAUUGCACUACAAAGACUGCACGAACCAAGAGAAUUACACUUUAGGAGUUUAUGCCCUUCCAUUCUUCCUUCCCACCUACCUCUCACAACUCAAGUGAUAGGUUCUUCUUUAAGUCUGUCUUCUCGUCUGGACAGCAGAUCCAUACAUACAGCCUUGCCUUGAGGCCACUCCAAUUCAGCUAUACUGGAAUUUCUUAUCCCAGUGCACAGAUUGUCAGAUUAUGAGAUUAUACACCACCAGGAGAGGUUUUUCUGUAGUCACUGUGACCUAGAAACAGAUGAUGGUGGAGACUGGGCUGACCAAGACUGGAGCGGCCAUCUGGAUCAUUCUUCAUGGAAGACAGCAGACGUCGAGUGGCCCAGGGUUCUCUGGGCCCUGCAUUCCUUUUCCUGACUUUGUGUUUUUGUAUCAUCCCCUUUUUGAAAGCCUAAAAGGCAAUAAUAUCUUCUCCACCUACAAAAGAGGGAAAAUGAAUCUCAUUGCUUCGGGUCCUUGUCAGGCAUUUGUUCUGUGGAAGAAACCAGCAUUUUACAACUUGGACCCAACCUUGGGGAUGAGGAACGUAUGUGCCCUCCGGGCACUGCAGGCUAGGUGGACUGGCCCCUUAACCCAAGCCCUACUGUGUAAGAGGAUUUUUCUUUUGGCUUUUAUCCCCAACGUGGCAUUCUGUGUCCCUACAUUCAAGCUUUUCUGUCACUGAAUGUGGGGGGAGGACAAAAACCCCCACACCCUGGCUGAUGACCUAAUCAGAUCACUAGCUUAGUUUUAACAGUCUCUGAGUUAGAGCUGAUCGCUAAAUGGAAUUGUGUUUUCUGGAUAUUGCUAUCUGUGAUGCUGUUCUGACACCCCUGUGAGCAAUGAUGCGUGUCCAUCGAUGGGACAGUCAUAGGGAAAGGGCUCCUGGGGCCCCUCCUGAGAGCCCGUGCAGUGUUAAUGUGCAGUACUGCCUUGCAGCAGCUGCAUAGUAUCAGUCAUUUCAACGGUAACACUUUUUUUUGUUUGCACUGUUUGUUCAUAAAAUAAUGUGAGCUAAUUCCACUGUGUAUAUAAAUAGUAUUUUUUUUAAUUUGUACAAAAGAUAUUUUUAUUUGAAUUUUUAGCAAUUGGAAGUCCUCAUUGUAACCAUAACAUGUCUGAGAAUAAAAUGUCUGUGUCUUUCA